CGACAGAGGCUCCGACAGCAUGAUGGAGACGUUAGAUAAGUUCGGCCUCGCGCACUGCGACCUGCCGACCAUGAUGUGGAACGUCGCUGUGAUGCUGCGAGUCGUGGCGGUGAAGAUCGAGAGCAGCGCCAAAUCAAUCCCGAUCUUCUUCUAUAUUCUGGCGACGGUAUUCAUAGUGUUAUACUUCUUCAACUAUUACGCGUCCAUGCUCGUCUUCAUGUUCGUGGGCUGCCGGGAGACGGGCGACAUCCUGGCCGGCAUCAUGGUGCUGUCCGUCAGCAUGAACAGCUUGAUUGGCAUCAACAAGCUGAUGUGCAUGUACAUACAUCAGGACAAAGUGCAAUCAUUAGUGACUGACUACAUAGCCUAUGACCGCAUGCCCCUUUGGCCAGGCACCACUGCCCUAAUGGCCGACCUCAUGAGGAGUGUUAGGAAGAGAAUGAUAUUGUUCUGGACUGUCACGAUGGGCAACGUUUUCAUCUUUAAUUUGCAGCCACUUGUGAAGUUGUCGAGCCUUAAUAAUUUGUAUGACAAACAUGUGGUGUACGGUUUGAAAUUUAUCCUGGGCAUAACAAACUACCCGAUCACUAUAGUCAUCAUAGUUAUCUCUACUUUCUUCAUCGGCUACAUAACCUCAAGCAUCGGCGGUCUCCUCAUCGUAACCACUGGUUAUAGUGAAGUAAGAUUGCUGGCUCUCAGCCAAGAGAUGCGAAAUCUCUGGAGCGAUGCGCAUAAACACUACAGUGAGAAUUUUGAAGGGGAUAGUGAAGAUAAAAAAGCAGCAAAAUUGAAUAAUUAUGUUAAAUAUCGUUUGCAAGUCAUAGUUAAAAGCCACGCGACUAAUAUUGAUCUUAUAAAGAAGCUUGAAGUUAUUUUCCGUAAUGCGAUUGCAGUAGAAUUUAUUUUGCUUACGGCAGGCCUUAGUAUCGAUCUCCUAGCAGGUUUAGAAGUCACUUAUUUAAUCGUACCUUUUUCAAUGAUGCAAGUCGGUAUGGACUGCUAUUUGGGGCAAAAGUUGAUGGAUGCUUGCAAAUGUUUCGAGGACGCUAUCUAUGAUAGUAAGUGGGAGAAUUUCGAUGUUAAAAAUAGAAAGACGGUGAUGUUGAUGGUGAGGAUGUCACAGAGAACGCUCUCGUUAUCGGCUGGUGGUGUGGCCACGCUCAGUUUCGAGUGUUUAAUGGUCAUAUAUAAAACUGUGUAUUCCGCUUAUACAGCUUUACGAUCAACGAUGGAGUAAAUGAA
This is a messenger RNA of Cydia strobilella, 1242 nucleotides long. RefSeq lists its product as uncharacterized. The transcript is spliced from 4 exons. NCBI's taxonomy places the organism in Eukaryota, Metazoa, Arthropoda, Insecta, Lepidoptera, Tortricidae. Gene Ontology annotation, cellular component: plasma membrane. The record is from RefSeq and is a predicted model, not a curated record. The coding region runs from base 20 to 1237 and encodes 405 amino acids. Gene Ontology annotation, biological process: detection of chemical stimulus involved in sensory perception of smell; sensory perception of smell. Gene Ontology annotation, molecular function: olfactory receptor activity; odorant binding.